Messenger RNA from Linum tenue, 1947 nucleotides. NCBI's taxonomy places the organism in Eukaryota, Viridiplantae, Streptophyta, Magnoliopsida, Malpighiales, Linaceae. The record is from the annotation of a GenBank genome assembly.
AUGGCAUUAGCAGCAACUCCUCCACACACUUCACUCUUCUUUCUACUCCAUCUCUGCCUCUUGCUCCCCCCUGCAGCUGCAAUCACUUUCCAGAAAAAAAAUUUCGACCCAAACGACGCCUCCAUUCUCUACUGCGGAGGAGCCAGAGCAAGCUCCGGCACCGUCAAAUUGACCAGUGCCCACUACGGGAUCGAAGACAGCCACGUCACCUACGCCGAAGACGUCCCCCUCUGGAGCUCCGCCACCGGGGAACUCUCCGAUUUCAACACCCGCUUCUCAUUCUCCAUCGACGCCGAGAGCGCCUACCCAUCGGGAAUCGCCUUCUUCCUCGCACCCCUAGGGUUCCAGCCACCUGAAAAUUCCGCCGGCGGGUACAUGGGUCUCUACAACUACACCGACAGGGUUCAUCCCCCGGCUGGGAAACAGCUGGUUCAUGUAGAAUUUGAUUGCUUCCUGAAUGGUUGGGAUCCCCCGUUCCGUCACGUCGGAAUCAACAACAAUUCGCUUGCUUCCAUGGUGGUCGCCCCUUGGAAUUCCAGUUCGCCGCCUGGCGGUACGGUCAUGGUUGAUAUCAACUAUACUGCCAGUACCCACAAUCUCACUGUGGUGUGGGAGUGUGAGAAUGGUUCGAAUUCGAGUCUUUGGUAUGUAAUUGAUCUCAGGGAGGUUCUUCCGGAGUGGGUGAGGAUAGGGUUUUCGGCGACCAACAAUGAUUAUUCAGGUGAGCAGGAGCUUCUAUCGUGGGAUUUCUAUUCCGAUCUGCAGAUGAAGAAUACAGAUCGGGAAAGAAAUUCCGUGAACAGGAAAUUGAUAGGCAUUGUUCUAGUUCUGGCAGGCAUUGCCAUAGCUGCCAAAUUGGCUGCAUUUGUCUUUCUGCAGGUGCGUAGAAAGAGGGGAAGAGCUCACAAGGGGAUGAAUUCAUUGUCCAUGACUGAUGAAUUCUCGAGAUGUUCAGGUCCCAGGAAGUUCACUCACACUGAUCUUGUAUCAGCUACCAACAAUUUUUCGCCGGAUAGGAAACUGGGGGAAGGUGGGUCUGGAGCUGUUUAUAGAGGGUGUCUUAGAGAUUAUUCAGAUACGGCAGUUGCUGUCAAGAGGAUAUCCAGGGAUUCCAAACAAGGGAUCAAGGAGUACACGACUGAAGUCAUGAUCAUUAGCCGUCUGAGGCAUCGAAAUAUUGUUCCACUGAUCGGUUGGUGCCACGAAAAGGGCGAGCUCUUGCUUGUUUAUCAGUUCAUGCCAAAGGGUAGCCUUGAUUCUCACCUCUUUGGUGAGAAUACUCCUCUCCUGUGGCCUCAAAGAUACAGCAUAGCUAUGGGGCUGGCUUCCUCCUUGCUCUACCUUCAUGAGGAAUGGGAGCAAUGUGUGGUCCAUCGCGACAUCAAAGCAGCUAAUGUCAUGCUGGAUUCGGGAUUCAACGUCAAGCUUGGGGAUUUCGGGCUGGCUCGAUUGAUCGAUCACGAGCUACGCCCUCGAACCACCAAGUUGGCUGGAACCAUUGGGUACAUGUCGCCUGAGUACAUCAGCACCGGAAGGGCUAGCAAGGAAUCGGAUGUGUAUAGCUUCGGGGUGGUUUGUCUGGAGAUUGCUACUGGAAGGAGGGUUGUUGAUUACAUUGAGGAUGGAUUGGAAAUGAGCUUGGUGGAAUGGGUUUGGGAACUGUAUGGGAAUGGGAAUCACAGUGUCGCCAUUGACAAGAGGCUGGUGGAUUUCGACGAGAGGGAAGUCGAAUGCUUGAUCGUUGUGGGGUUGUGGUGUGCUCAUCCUGAUUCCUGCCAGAGGGCGUCGAUCCGGCAGGCGAUUCAGGUUCUGAAAUUUGAGCUGCCAUUUCCAUGUCUUCCUGAGAAGAGACCGUUCCCUGUGUUUCAUGUGCAUAGGCCAGCAGAGAGUGAAGGUUCUGACGAACCUUUGUUAUCACAUUCGAGUACUGAAUGUGAUAGCAGUUAA